This is a messenger RNA of Cylas formicarius (sweet potato weevil), 7784 nucleotides long. Its product is annotated as myrosinase 1-like. NCBI's taxonomy places the organism in Eukaryota, Metazoa, Arthropoda, Insecta, Coleoptera, Brentidae. Bases 6255 to 7766 code for a protein of 503 amino acids. The transcript has 9 exons. Gene Ontology annotation, biological process: carbohydrate metabolic process. The record is from RefSeq and is a predicted model, not a curated record. Gene Ontology annotation, molecular function: beta-glucosidase activity.
AUCGGAAUAAGAUAUUCUAUUAAACAUACAUAAUAUAAUGGGUGUUUCAAUGAAAAAAAUAUGAUGUUUGCUUAGAUGUCAGAAAAUUGAUAGUGUUUUGUUGUCACUUAGAAAAAAGACAUUUGUUUACCCUGAUAUUUCUGAAAACAAAAUAGUUAUAAGGUUUCAGGCUUCUAGGAGACGGUGAGUCAACUGUAAUUGACUGAUUUUUUUUAAAUUAUAUUUUAAAUAUAAGUGUACCUCCCGAAGAUAUGUUUUGUUAAUUAAUUAUUAUAAGGGGUGUUUUUUUUCGAUGUAUAGAACUUUAAGUUGCAAUAAAACAACGAUGGAUUAUUCGGUUGACAUGAAUUUUAUUUAUCCGAAAGAUAAUCUUGUGGCAUUACAUUUUAAAUAUAAUUUCUGGCAUAUGACCGCCACGGCUGGCGCGGAUGUAGUCCAAUCUGAACGUCCAAUUUUCGAUGACUUUUUCCAACAUUUGUGGCCGUAUGUCGACAAUAACACGGCGAAUGUUGUCUUCCAAAUGGUCAAGCGUUUGUGGCUUUUCCGCAUAGACCAAUGGCUUUACAUAGCCCCACAGAAAGUAGUUUAGCGGUGUUAAAUCACAAGAUCUUGGAGACCAAUUUACAGGUCCAAAACGUGAAAUUAGGCGGUCACCAAACGUGUCUUUCAAUAAAUCGAUUGUGGCACGAGCUGUGUGACAUGUUGCGCCGUCAUGUUGACACCACAUCUCCUGGACAUCAUGGUUAUUCAAUUCAGAAAUGAAAGAGUUAGUAAUCAUAGCUCUAUACCGAUCACCAUUGACUGUAACGUCUUGGCCAUCAUCGUUUUUGAAGAAGUACGGACCAAUUGCUCCACCAGUCCAUAAAGUGCACCAAACAGUCAGUUUUUCUGGAUGUAACGGUGUUUCGACAUACACUUGAUUAGCUUAGCUCCAAAUGCGGUAGUUUUGUUUGUUGACGUAGCCAUUCAAUCAGAAGUGCGCUUCAUCGCUAAACAAAAUUCGCUUAUGAAAAUCGGGAACAACGGCAAUCUCGUUUUGAGCCCAUUCGACGAAUCUACGCCUUACUUGAUGAUCGUUUGGCUGCAAUACUUGCACGAGUUGGAUUUUGUAAGCACGUAAACCUUCCGCAAAAUCUUUCAUAAAGUGGAUGGACACAGAUCCAAUUCCUGUGCUCGAUGGCGGAUGUACUCAUUCGGGUCUUCCUCAUUGCUACGCUCUACAGCAGCAAUAGCUUCUUCUGUACGUACCGUACGGCGUCUCUGGGGAUGCGAGUUAUCAAUAAGAGUAAACGUGGUGCGAAAACGUUCUGUGGUUAAUCGAAUUAACUGCUUUGAUGGACGAUUUUGUCGACGAUAAAAUGGACGUAUUGCGCGAUACAUAUUCCGCACAGAACCAUUAUUUUCGAAAUAAAAUUGCACUAUUUGCAAGCGUUGUUCAGGCGUGAGUCUAUUCAUGAUGAAUUGCCUACUAACUGAGAAUAAAUCACUUGACAGCUGUUAAAUCGGUCGCCAUCUUGAACAGUAAUGCCAACUUAAAGUUCUAUACAUCGAACAAAAACACCCAUUAUUUAUUUAUUUAAUUAUAAACAAGCCUAUCUUAGAAAUAGACGCAGCUGUCUAAUAAAAUAAAAGCACAAAAUAUCGCAAAGAAAAGCAUACAUAACUGAACUUGCUCAAGUUAUUUUAUAUAGCAAGCAAUAAUAAAUUAAAAAAAAAAUAUGCAUUAAGUGUAGGAAUUUCGCGUUAGGUGUUGUUUAAAGCCCCGAAAACUUAGGGCAAAUAUACCUAAGUAAGGAUUAGUGUUAAAAAGUCAUUUUUCCAGAACAAACUGAGGUUAAAUUAAAUUGUUUACAGCUUGAUAAACAAAGACUAAAACAGUUGUUUCGGCUUGCGCAAGUCGUUUAGAGUUUAAGUUACAGAUGAAGAGAACAGUUUUAAUUUCCAGCUGCAUUGUUGCUGCAGUGUUAAUAGCCUUUUACCGAGUAUACUAAUUUAGUCAUUUUUAGAUCAGCGCAUAAUGAGUAGCUAGUGUGCAAAAUGCGAACAUCACAUAGAAAAAUGAUGAUGAUAUUAAUUAAUUAAUACAAAUAAGUUGAUCCAUGAGGUGUAGUAAGAAUAGUUACUAAUUUGUAAAGAAACUUGAAAUAAUAGAUAUUCACUUUAAUAGUUACAAUGUAAUUCCACUCCUUAUUACUUUACAUUACAGAAAUACAAAUUACAAUUGGUAAGAAAUUCCAGUCAGUUAUUUAUUUCCUACUUCUCUUUUGAAGCACAAUUUGAUUAACUUUACAAUGUAUCCCAUUCUACAAAAACUAUUAUGGUAACAGCUGCAACUAUCUCUUUACCGUCCAAUGAACCUCUGCGAUAUCCACAACUCGAUAGCGUGAUUCUGAAUAAGAAGCAAUUUUGGUCCCUAUUGGAUAACUUUCAGUACGCAUCCGAACUUCUUCAGACCUAAUAAGGGAUAUUGUGAGUUGCCAAAACUUUCCCAAUAUCAUAUCGGAAAAAUUAGAGCGAUACAAUAACCAGCCACUUUCAUAAAUACUUCGAAAUUAUCGCCGCCUUCUCAAUUCUCUCCCUUCCAAGAAAGCUACUCGUAAGAACGAAAACUGAAGUUUCUUUAAAGGAACGAGUACUCCCUUGUGGGUAAUAAUAUUAUUGAAGCAUGUAACGUUCGUAGCGAAACUUUAGCAGACAGUUUUCUUGUUUGAUGCCAAGGGAAAAAUUUUAAUAAAAUUUUAUUAACAAACAAUGUCCCAUUCGACGCAAAUGGAAAAACAUUCAGAAAGAAGCAAGAAUACGAAGUAACGUGUGUGUAACACGAGGUUCGCAAGUUGAAACAAGGAUGAGGGAACGGAUAUGGGUGGAAUAGCGCAAUAACGCGCUGCUCGGUUGACCCACGCUGGCCUAACAGACUAUGUAAUAUGCUAAAGGCAACUAGGAUCCUAAUUUUAGCACCUCAUCCUCUCUCUUGAAAUCUUUAACCUAAGCGUCUAGUCUUUCAACUAGUUACAAUAGCAUUGUCGGUAAAUUUAUAUUUGGGAUUACCCAUAAGAUUUUAUACCACUGAUCGAAACCAUUUGAUACUUUCAAGAUCUAAGGUAUUGAAGUCUACAUCAAUUCUUCCCCUAUAUUUCAAAGGAAAAGGAAUUGAAACUACUUGUUAAUCUAGUAAGCCUUGCGAUAAGGCUUGUUAAUUUUAUUUUUAUUUUUUAUUUGAAAAAAAUGUAUAAUAACCCGAAAGUUAAAACUUUCACUGUUAGAAGAGUAAGAGAUUAAAACAAAAGCUUGCCGAUUGAUCUAUUUGCCAGGGGAAUGAAUUUAAAAAUGAAAAUUAAGCAAUAUGUGAACACAUUUGUCAGCAGAACGGGUCCCCCGAUUUGAUAGAAAGAAACGUAAAACGACGAAAACUACGAUAAACAUCUCCAUUCUUUGUCUUAACUCCCCUAAAAUUUGUUUAGGACCACUUCGGUUUGUCUGUAUAAAUCUAUAAAUCUUGUUUAGUGCCUUCUAUCACAACAUCCCUGUUUUGUUUAUCUUAUUUGUGUUUUCAUUUACAAGAUAACUCCCACGAACAAAACUAACAAGAUACUAUUUUGUCCAACUUGCCUUUUAAUCAAUAUUUUGGCGAAAAUUUUUUGGAAAAUCUGCUUCGAACACAACAUAACUUAAACUGCAAGCGCGCUGGUGUCUGGAGUUUACGACACACAUAUUCGAUAUGAAACUUACGUGUUAUCCGAAGACUCCUUCGAGACCCAUUCGCCCAAUGAAUACUGAUAAACAAUCUCACUUUGCGAUCUGUUUGAAUCAUCAGAUGCGAGUUCCCGAAGGAAGGUCUUCGGAUGACUAAGUAUUGAAACAUUCAAACUGCUUAUUCGCCCAUGGCGUUCGAUAAGGCGAGGGAUAGGCGUUACUUCCUCACUGCUUCCAUUUGGUCAAUUCGGCAGUGAUAGAUGAAAUAGGUUAAAAGCAUAGGUCGGUAAAGUUUUGCGACCAUCUAGUUCUAUCUAAAAUAAAUUUCUGAAAAACUAAUUUAAAAAAGAUGUUAUAUGCACUUGUUAUUCAUAAAAAUAUUUCAGGGAUUCGAUUUCUAUGAAGUAACGUUGGUCGAGUUCUUAAUCAAUUUUCAUUCAGGCUUCGAACGCUCUUUAGCUGCAUCUGAAGUAGGCAGCGGAUUCAAUGCUAAAAAUAUUAUUCAAAACAUUUAUAUCGUAGUGCAGAAGUUUUUAAAUUAACGUUAUUAACAUUAUUUUCCGAAAAUUAUCAGAAUCAUCAAUAUUUUGCCGUUUCCGAACUCUUAAUGACGAUAGUUCAAUUUAAACCACCUGAUUCUAAUUUUCUAAUCUAAUCACAAAAUUCGUACCAAAAUUUCAUUGAUAACAUAAUUCUAUAUCCUGAUUUGAGGAUAAACACACGGUUUUUAAACGAAAUUAGAGUUUAUUUUGAUCGAUAGGAGAGCGAAACGGGCGUACCGCCAUCUAGAACAUCGCUGCCACUACAUGAGGGAGCUAAAUCAAUACAGAGCAGGGCGCUGCUGCAGGAAUCGUUCUGGCAGCAUUCUCAUAUGAAACUGUUCAUUCUGAAAUGUGUAGGGAGCGCUGGUUACGGGAAAGUCGCUUGUUACCAACAUUUCAUUAACAACAUAAAAUGUAUUUUUUAUUAGUGUUCAAAGUGAUGUCCAUUAGUCAUCGCCUCAUGAUACUAUAAGUUCGGGUUUGUCUCGAGAUUUUUUGAACACAACUAAAAUCGCUAUCAGCAUUUUGACUGUUUUGCAUAAGCUAUUCUAACAAGUUUCGAGAGAAAAAUGCUUGUUUAAUUAGCUUUGUAAGUAACUGUGAGUUACAUAUUAAAAAAAUCAACUUUUUGUUAUUACAAUUAAAAUUCAGGAUACAAACUGUAUUUUUGGAAAUUUUCAGUUGUAUUAGUACAACCUUUGCUUGUAUUGGUGUUUAUGGUGCGAAUAUUUUUCGGAAAAACGAUUUCGCUAAAAAAUUAAUUAUUUAUAAUAAAUAUAGGGUGUACACUGUGAGGAAUUAGACAUAUAACAAAAAGAGGUAUAAUGUAAAUAUAUAUUUCAUUUGGUGAAAUUAUAUUUAAAAUCAUAAUUUAUGAGUAAAAUAAUUAUUAAACAGUUUUCCAAAAUAAACACAACAAACGGAAUUAAAGAAAAGACCUUUUUGUAUAAGAAAUUCAGAAAUAUCUGCUACCAACUAAGCUUACGCUUACAGACACAAUCUUACGUUGUGUAAUUAAGGCAAAUGAAAGUUCGAAGUUCUUUUAGUUUCAAAUUUCUUUUUUCUACUUCCGUCUGUAAAAUAAUUAAUUACACACCGAUCUAGCGUGCGGGAAGCAUCACUUUACUGCGUCAGUUUCGUUUCUCACGGAUCCGAGCCACUUCGGACAUUUCCCGGAUUUUACCGCACGGGUUUCGGAACAGUCGGAUGUUUUCAGAGAUAUUUCCCACGCUUUGAAUUUUGACAUUUGUCAAUUUGGACGGUCAUAUCAGUGAAUGUAUUCGUGUUGUUUUGCGCAAAUGUACCCAAAAACUAACGGUCGCAGAAAAAGUAUAGUAUGCAACACGUUCCGUAAACUUUUCAAGUCACUCGUUUAUUAAACGCUCGCUCCGCUCGUCUCAAAUAAACUCUUGAGUCAAAUGCGGUUUACCGCACUUGUUGCAUAAUAUACUAUUAACCGCUAGUUUAUACAUCACAGGACAUCCCAGAAAAAGAAUUCUUACCACAUUUUCGCCGGGUUCAUAUUUUCUAUAACGUACCUCAAACUUUCGUUUCAUAAUAAAAGAUCUUUUUCGUUUAAAUAAAAAUAUUGUUUGGAAAAUUGCUUUUUGAUAUUCUGCCCUUCUUGUCAAGGCUGCCAUAUAUUUCUUUCUCUCUCAAUUAAAGCAAUUAUCUACGUAUUAAUUCGCAUCACAAUCCAACACACCCAUAAAAUCGGUAUGACAUUUUGAUAAAAUGCCCGCCGACACUUCUGUUAAAUUAAAUGAUUUCGGGAUACUGUUGAGGUUUUAGAAAAUCAGAAAAAUGCAAACAAAAUGCAAAUUUCGGAAAGCCAAAUUGUGCUGCCACCAGAACUAUUGCCAGAGUUCAGAUAAAUGAAGUUAUUUUUUUACCAAAUAGGGAUUACAUGCAACAUUUCAAGUGUUUAUUCCUACUCAGAGACAGAUAAGCGUAUAAAUAACGUUAGUGGUCUAAUGACAACGUACAGUGUAGGUGUAGUUGAAAUACGAUUUAUGCAGCAUGGAUUUUAGAUUAGUUAUUAUAUUUUUUAUAGCAUUAACUACGAGCCGAGCGGAUGAUUUUUCGAGUAUUUACUCUGACGAUGUAAGCAAUAAAUAUUUUCCUGAGAAUUUUUUGUUCGGUUACGCGUCCGCUGCAUACCAGUACGAAGGUGCUUGGGAUGAGGACGGAAAAGGACCCAGCGUAUGGGACUGGGACGCACAUAACACAAAUUGGUUUCCUGUAGGCCAGAACGGUGAUAUCGGUCCCGAUGGGUAUCACAAAACCGACGAAGAUGUUGGUAUUCUGAAGGCCCAAGGAGUUCAAGCUUACCGGUUCUCCAUAGCGUGGUCCAGGGUACUUCCAACGGGAUUAAUUGACAAUAUUAACCAAAAAGGCCUUGACUAUUACAAAGAUUUAAUUGCUAAACUAAAGGCGAAUAAUAUCGAGCCCCUAGUAACGAUGCACCACUGGGAUAUACCCCGAGUUUUAGAAGAGCAAGGUGGUUUUUUAAAUACUUCACUUAUCGUCCCGGCAUUUGUUGAUUACGCUACACUUCUUUUCAAAACGUACGGCAAUGACGUGAAAUACUGGGCCACGUUCAACGAGCCUAAACAAACAUGUGCAGGGGGUUACGAAUGGGGAGGAAUAUCCCCUCAGAAUUUGCAUCCAGGGUUUGGAGCAUACCUUUGUUCCUACAAUCUUCUAAAAGCGCAUGCUAAAGCUUAUAGGGUUUAUGACGAGCAGUUCAGAGCUAGUCAGAAUGGGUUUAUUUCUAUGGUAAUUGAUACACCGUGGAUCGAACCAGCCACGGAUUCGGCUCUAGAUGCCGAAGCAGCUGAAAGAAAUCUGCAAUUUUUCUACGGCUGGUGGGCAAAUCCUAUUGUCAACGGAGAUUACCCCGAAAUUAUGAAGGAGAGAGUUAGAGAAAGGAGUCUCAGAGAAGGUUACAAUCGAUCAAGGCUUCCGUCUUUCACGGAUGAAGAGAAACAGGAACUCAAAGGAAGCUAUGACUAUUUAACUAUUAAUAUGUAUACUUCGAACUUGGCUACUUACAUCAACGAUGUUGACAAUGCUGUUAAUUUCGCGAAUGACAUAUCCGUGUUACUAACACAGCCAGCAGAUUGGGAACAAACAGCGGCUGACUGGUUUAGGGUGUAUCCGCCUGGUGCCCGUCGGGUGAUUAACUGGAUUCGCGAUCGAUUCGGCGAUGAAAAGGGCAUUAUCGUUACAGAAAACGGUUACACGGACUUCGGCAACAACCUUCAAGAUUUAGACACGAGAGGUCGUUACCACAUGAACUAUCUCAGCAACAUAAAUGACGCAAUACACGUCGAUGGCGUUAACGUGACCGGCUAUAUGGCGUGGAGUUUCAUCAAUGACGUCGAAUGGUAUGCGGGUUGGAUCGUAAAUCUGGGACACUACUAUGUUGAUUUCGAUAGUCCAGCACGCACGAGGACACCGAAGGAAUCGGCAGCCUACUAUCGGAAAAUUGCUACUACGAAAUGUCUAGUUGAUAGUUGCGUUAAUUAAUUUGCAAUAUAGUCAAUG